Molecule: messenger RNA, 1618 nt
Organism: Pogonomyrmex barbatus (red harvester ant)
Lineage: Eukaryota; Metazoa; Arthropoda; Insecta; Hymenoptera; Formicidae
Product: Adenosine deaminase, tRNA-specific 1
Biological process (GO): tRNA processing
Molecular function (GO): RNA binding; adenosine deaminase activity; tRNA-specific adenosine deaminase activity
Source: RefSeq, a predicted model, not a curated record
CAUGAAAGAAAUUUUACCGAAUACUCCAGUAUUAUGUCAACGGUAGUUGCGAAAGUGUUAUACGAAUAUCAAUUAACAUAACCCAACUUGAUAUGAUUUAUCUUGCAUUUAAUAAAAAUAUACAUACACUUCGAUCAUUUUAUAGAUGAUGGAUUUAAUGAGUAACAGAUUUAAUUAUGUACGACAAAACAGAAAGUUAUCUAUCUAUGCUUUUAAUUGCUUUUUUUCAUUUCGAACGUUUCUCCAGUUUUUCAUCACCACAUGAUGCAUAAAUACGAGUUUACACAAGUUGACACAUGUAAUCACGUCUAUCAUAAUUUACAAAUUUAGUACAAAAAUAUAAGUAGAUUUAUGUGGCUGUUAAACAAUGGAGGAUUUUGCAGAUAGUGUAGCUAGACUUUGCAUGGAAAAAUAUAACUUUCUAAAAAAAACGGGUAAACCCAACGUUCACGAAUGGACCGUAUUAUCUGGCAUAGUUUUGAAAAACGCUGAUAGCUCAUUGUCUCUGGUAGCACUCGCCACUGGAACAAAAUGUUUAGGAGAAUCGGAAUUAAUGAAUACUCAAGAGGAAAAAGGUUCUCGAUUGAGUGACUGUCAUGCAGAAGUUCUAGCUAGACGUGCAUUUAUACGUUACUUAUAUGAUCAAAUUGAUUUGACUUUGAACGGCUCUGAGAGCAUAAUUUUUUCGCGGAAUCACGAAAAUAAGAUAGAAUUAAAUAGUAGCAUAUCAUUUCACUUCUUUUCAAGCCAAACGCCUUGUGGAGACUGUUCCAUUUUCCCUAAACAAGAAAUAAAUGAUGAGGAUGACAUGCCUCCAUGUAAAGUCAGAUGUGUCAAUGAAGAUAUUAAUGGACGCAUAAUCACCGAAUCAUGUCACAAAGAUAUAUAUAGAACAGGUGCAAAAUGUGUGAAGGGAGAGGAAGCGCAGGAUCCUCAUUUGCCUGGUUUGGAUUAUCAUAUCGUAGGUCCUUUACGUACAAAACCAGGUAGAGGAGAUCCCACAAGCAGCCUAUCUUGUUCGGAUAAAAUAGCAAAAUGGCUUUGUCUUGGUUUACAAGGAUCACUAUUAUCAUUGUUAAUACCACCAAUAAUGCUAGAGAGCAUUACAAUUGGAGGUUGUUGUCCGUUUUCUCUGGAUGCCAUGGAACGUGGACUUUAUAAGAGGUUUGAUAAUAAAGUAGUUAGAAUUAAAAUUUUUCAAACAAAAAUUAGUUUUAUACACAAGAAAGGACAACAGAGGUUACAUCCCUGUCCAAUAAGCAUCAUAUGGUGUGCUGUAAGAAACAGUGCACUAGAAGUGGCAGUCGCGGGCAGAAAACAGGGAGUAACGAAAAAGAGAAAAGGUAGUAAUUUACUUGUAACCAGACGGAUGCUUCUGCAACGCUUCUUGCAAAUUUUUGAUAAAUAUCAAGAUUACUAUAGCGAAAUAAAACAUCCGAAGAAGAUUACAUAUUACGAUUGGAAGCAAUGGUCAAUAAUUUAUCAAAAUAAGUGGAAACAAUUAAAAUGUGGAUCAUUCCAUAAUUGGCCAUGUAAAACGGCACAUUUACAACAUUUUGUAUUAUGAAGUUACUUCAUAAAUGAUUAAAUAGCUUUAUGUAUAUAGAAUGUAUUAAAA